AUGGCAGAGGAUGAGAUGGUUGGAUGGCAUCACCGACUCAAUGGACACGAGUGUGAGCAAGCUCCAGGAGAUGGUGAAGGACAGAAAAGCCUGACGUGCUGCAGUCCAUGGGGUCGCAAAGAGUCGGGCACAACUGAGCGACUGAACAACGACCAUAUUGAGACUCAAGGUCUAGUGGAAGUCAACUCGUCCACCAUCUUGGACCCACUUGGUGCUAGUCAGUUUCUGCCAUGUCCUCAGGCCAUGCCAUUCUUUCAAGGGCUGUGCCGUGUCUGCUCACCUCCUGUUUCAGUCCCCCCUGGGAUGGACACGGGGCUUGGCUGGAGAAGAGGACCAAAGGCCAGUCCCCUCCAGAUCCUCACACCUGGCUCAGGGAUGGUGAGGCAGUCCCCUGCUGACAUCAGACUCCUGUAG
Messenger RNA from Rangifer tarandus platyrhynchus (Svalbard reindeer), 414 nucleotides. The record is from the annotation of a GenBank genome assembly. NCBI's taxonomy places the organism in Eukaryota, Metazoa, Chordata, Mammalia, Artiodactyla, Cervidae.